GAUCGAUAUCUGCUGGUUGAGAGACGAGGCGACUUCAGAGACUUCUGGAGAACAUUUUCUGUGCUGAGAUUUUGAUUUUCGACGGAGUUCAGAGAAGAGACUUUUAUUUUAGGAGAUUGGAGGAUUUUUCUUUGAGUAGAGUUUUAUUUUUGAAGGAUUUCUGAUUAUUUCUGAGGAAAGACUUAUUCUAUUUUUCUCUUCUUAUUUCAGAUUUUUCUUUCUUUCUUUCUUUCUUUCUUUCUUUCUGUAAUUAAUUGAUUAAUUAAUUACCUUUUUGUUGAUUAAUUUCUUGUUUUGAUUGGAGCUUGGAGGAGUUUGUCAAUGGCUCAUUUGGGUGAAAGACGAGGCUCGGGCCGCUCCAGAUCCAGGAGUGCUGCUGUCUCUCAGACGGAUGAUCAGGAGCUUGAGAGACGUGGCUCUGGUGACGGCGCUCAGGAACCGCUGCCAAACCCAAACCAGCCGCUGAGCCAAGAGCUGCCUGGAUACAUCGCACCUCUGCCUUCAGAGUUGGCCGUUUCUGUGUCCACAGAUCAGCCUCACAGGAAGAGGAAGUGGCAGAGCGGCAGCCAGGAGGAUGAGCAUCCGUCUCCUUCAUACAGAAGAGCUGCCAAACGCUCCCGCAGAGAAGCGUAUGUGAAGGGCCCAUUGCUGGGGCGAGGAGGAUUCGGCUCUGUGUAUGCUGGGACCCGCAGGUCUGAUGGACUGCCAGUUGCCAUCAAGUACGUCUCUAAACGAGGAACACAGAGACUGAGAGUUGAAGGUCAGGGUCGGCUGCCGCUGGAGGUGGCGUUGAUGACCCUGGUCAAUUCGGCUCCUGCCUGCCCCAACGUCCUGCAGCUGCUGGAGUGGUUUGACCGUCCCAGAUGCUACACCAUGAUCCUGGAGCGCCCGCUUCCUUGCCAAGAUCUGGAGAGUUUCUGUGAGGAGAACGGACGCCUGGAGGAGAGUCUGGCCAAGAAAGUGCUGCUGCAGCUGAUCACGGCGCUGAAACACUGCGAGAGCCGUGGAGUCCUGCACCGGGACGUCAAACCAGAGAACCUGCUGAUCUCCACAGACUCACAUGACAUCAAGCUGCUGGACUUCGGCUGUGGAGAUCUGCUGAAAGACUCGGCCUACAAACACUUUGCAGGCACUCUUCAGUACGCCCCUCCUGAGUGGUUUCGGCAUCACCGUUAUCAUGCGGGACCGGCUACGGUUUGGUCAGUGGGGGUGACGCUCUACAACAUCCUGUGCAGCUGUUUCCCCUUCAGAGGCGCAUUGAGGGUCACCUCCAAAAGCAGACUGCUCUUUCCUAGAGAGCUGUCGACAGAGUGCCGUCAGCUGAUUCGCUGGUGCCUCAGUGCAGCGGCAUCAGAUCGGCCCAGUUUAGACGACAUUGAGCGCCACCCCUGGUUACACUGAGCAGGGUGAGCAGGAGUGACACAGGAAGUGCAGAGAACAGCUUCCUGAUCACCUACAGAAAGAGCAGAGGAUCAUGGACUAAUGGCCGCCACACAAUGAAGGGUUUUGAUCCUCUGCUCCAGUCUGUGAGGGGCUCUGUGUGGAUGCUGGAGGAGUCUGAACACACAGCAGCUGAAACCUCAGCCCGACGGGCCACAGAUCAAUAUGUGUAGUUUCUCCACAAAUACAGUCGAGAGAAGGGAGAAAAGUGUCAAGAAGCAGAACAGGAUCAGAAAGAGUCUGGGGCAGAGUGUUAACUAGCAUAAUGUAUUCAUGGAAAAAAGUCCACUUGGUGUUAGACAGAAUUUAAGUCACCAAAAAAUUAAGUAGUAAUUCAAGUAGUCCCCACAAUGUUUACGAAACAGAAAUGUUGAAAUUUUACACAUUCAAAAGCAAUGAAUAUAAUUAAAUCUAAUUGUGACAAAAUGUUAAAGAAUGACUUUGCUUUGGCUCAUUUUAACAAAGUAACAUAAACAAGCAGGAAGCUUACUCCAUUAGGCCCUAGUCUCUGCUUUUUAUUAUUUUCAUUUUUAGUUUAGUAACUUUAACUUCUGCUUUAAAAGGCUUAUUUUUGUUUUAAGAUUACAAUGUGAUUUGUGAUUUUAACCCUUUUUUUGCACAUAAUACAUGCUUACAUUCACUUUAUUUGUUUAUAAAAAAAAAUCAGAAAGAGUUUUUCAUAAAGUGUACUCGACUUUUUAUUUUCUUUUUUAAAAUGUCAUAAAAAAAUAGCAAAACCUAACUAAACAGUUACAUAAAACAGUAAACUGUUUACCCCCCGCCCCCCUCGACCGCCCGCCACACUGAUGGUACUUAAAACAAAUUUCCAAGGUUGGCAGGUCGGCAUUUGUACUCUUUUAGGUACAUUCGUGUAACUUGAUUUUUCUGUGUGUAUUUUUGUUUUAAUUUCAUAUUUUAAAUAGUUUUAUAUAUAUAUAUUUUUUUUUCUGUUAUUAUUCAGCUACCAUCAGAGCUGCUCAGACAUUCUUCUAGAUGUUGUCUAUAAAGAAGGAGAAGGAGGCUUUCUCACUCUGUCACUAGUGUGCAGAAAGUUUUAUGACAUCAGUUUUCAAAGAAGAGCUCACUUUACCUGGCUGGACAUUAUGAAUAUUUACACUUUUAUUAACUGAACACGUUUUUUAAAGAUAUUUAGAAAGUUUAUUACAUUACAGAGAUUUUAUUUAUUUAUUUUCUUAGGAAUCGUUGACUGGAAGUCUGUCGGUCCAGAUGUGAGGUGUGAUGGCUGCAGAUGCAUCUACAAAAACACCACUGGAUACUGUGGCCAUGAAACGAAGGGGGUCUUCACAGCGUUCUGUUCAGACGAAGAGCUUGCUGGCUUCUGUUCUAUAGACUGCUACUUCCGCAUAAAUGGAUGAAUGAAUGAAUGAGUGGUUUAUUUAUUUAUUUAUUUUAUUUGACUUGAAUUGGCAACUGAAACUAAAAUCUAAAUAAAUGUUUUAGUG
Messenger RNA from Carassius gibelio (silver crucian carp), 2903 nucleotides. Its product is annotated as serine/threonine-protein kinase pim-3-like. The record is from RefSeq and is a predicted model, not a curated record. Gene Ontology annotation, cellular component: cytoplasm. Gene Ontology annotation, biological process: negative regulation of apoptotic process; protein autophosphorylation; regulation of mitotic cell cycle. Gene Ontology annotation, molecular function: protein serine/threonine kinase activity; ATP binding. Bases 322 to 1401 code for a protein of 359 amino acids. NCBI's taxonomy places the organism in Eukaryota, Metazoa, Chordata, Actinopteri, Cypriniformes, Cyprinidae. The transcript has 8 exons.